GCAGCGAUAGUUUCGGCAACAUACCGCUACUUUGAACAACCAAACGUUAUUCCAAAUGCGAGAAAAUAACAAAGAUGGCUGAGGAACAGGAGGUGUGUCAGAUAGAGUUGCUGUGUAAGCAGCUGUACGAGUCACAGGACCCCAGCCUUCGGGACCAGGCAGAGAAGGCUGUUGUUGCUUUUCAGGAGUCCCCGGACACGCUGAGCAAGUGCCAGGCGCUGCUGGAGCGCGCAGACUCCAGCUACUCACAACUGCUCGCCGCCACCACGCUCGCCAAACUCAUCAGCAGAUCAACAUCAAGUUUGUCCGUGCAGCAGAGGCUCGACAUAAGGAACUAUGUACUCAACUACCUGGCCACAAGGCCCAAACUCGCCAAUUUCGUUGUACAGGCGUUGGUGUCGUUAUUCGCACGGAUCACGAAGCUGGGGUGGUUCGACAUGGUCAAGGAAGAGCUGGUGUUCCAAAACGUGAUGAACGAUAUCGCCAGCUUCUUACAGGGACCAGCAGAAGUGUGCACCAUCGGCGUGCAGCUCCUGUCCCAGCUGGUGCUGGAGAUGAACCAGGUGUCGGAGGCAGACGCAAACCGGUCGCUCGCCAAGCACAGGAAGAUUGCCUCCGCGUUCAGGGACAGUCAGCUGUUUGAGAUGUUCCGUCUCUCUUGCUCGCUGCUGGGCGCGGCGCGCGGCAAGUCACUGGACCUGUCAGACGGGUCGCAGCACGCGCUGGUGGCGGCGCUGCUGCGGCUCGCGCACAACUGCCUCACAUUCGACUUCAUUGGCACCACAAGUGACGAAUCCUCCGACGAUCUCUGCACCGUACAGAUCCCGACAUCGUGGCGUCCCACGUUCCUAGAAUCGGCAACUCUAGACUUAUUCUUCGAGCUUUACCACGCUCUAGGCGGCGCACUGGCCAGCCUUGCGCUAGCGUGUCUAGUGCAGCUGGCCAGCGUGCGACGCUCACUGUUCAGCAACAACGAGCGGGCCAAGUUCCUCAACAGACUCGCCGCCGGCGUCGUCAGGAUACUGGAGAACACACAGGGCUUACAAGACCCGACGAAUUACCACGAGUUCUGCCGCCUCCUCGCCCGGCUGAAGACAAACUACCAGCUCGGCGAGCUCGUCAUGGUAGACAAUUACCCGCGGCUCAUCGAACACAUCGCAAAGUUUACCGUACAGAGCCUACAGAUGUGGCAGUUCGCGCCGAACUCAGUGCACUACCUGCUGUCGCUAUGGCAACGCAUGGUGGCGUCAGUGCCUUAUGUGAAGGCAGCGGAGCCCCACAUGCUGGAGGCGUACGCGCCCGGGGUCACAGCCGCCUACAUUAACUCAAGGCUCGAGUCGGUCACUGUCCUUGUCAGGGACGGAUUAGAAGACCCCCUGGACGACGUCGGCACAGUCCAGCAGCAGUUGGAGCAGCUGUCCGUGAUAGGGCGCUGCGAGUACGGGAAGACCUGCCAACUGCUCGUGGCGCACUUCGACCGCGCCGCCGCCGCAUACAGCGUGGACACCACGCCGCAGCAGACGCGCGUGCUGCAAGGGCAGCUAACAUGGCUGGUGUACAUUAUCGGCGCGGCGAUCGGCGGCCGCGCGUCGGUGAACACGUGUGACGAGAACGACGCCAUGGACGGCGAGCUGGUGUGCCGCGUGUUGCAGCUGAUGGACCUCACCGACUCCAGGCUGGCCAGGGGCGGCUGCGAGAAGCUGGAACUGGCAAUGAUGUCGUUCUUCGAACAGUUUCGUAAGAUCUACGUCGGCGAACAAGUCCAAAAGAACAGCAAAGUAUACCGGCGGCUGUCGGAAGUCCUGGGGCUGCACGAGGAGAGCCAACUGCUCUCCGUGCUCAUGAGGAAGAUAAUAACAAACCUCAAGUACUGGGGCGGGUCUGAGCAGAUGAUAGCGCGUACCCUUGGCCUUCUCUCAGACCUAAGCGGUGGUUACUCGUGCGUCAGGAAGCUGGUGAAACUGGACGAGGUGCAACUCAUGCUGACUCAUCACACUGCGGAACACUUCCCCUUCCUCGGGAUAACCGGCGUGGGCACAUCGGAGAUGCGUUGCCGCACGAUGCUGUACACGGCCCUCGGCCGGCUGCUGAUGGUGGAGCUCGGGGAAGAUGAAGACAAGUUCCACGCGUUCAUGAUGCCCCUUACAGCCGCAUUCGAGAGUAUUAUAGGGCUGCUAGGCCCGCCGGAGAGCCCUAUCUUCGCGUCGGAAGACGCAAAGAAGACGCUGAUAGGACUCGCGAGAGACCUCCGAGGGUUGGCCUUCGCGUUCAACACUAAAACCACAUACAUGAUGCUGUUUGAUUGGAUCUACCCGUGCUACAUGCAAAUCCUCCUUCGGGGCAUUGAACUCUGGUUCGCGGAGCCCACAGUGACCACGCCGGUCCUGAAGCUGACCGCGGAGCUCGCCCAGAACAGGAACCAGCGGCUGCACUUCGACGUCAGCUCACCCAACGGCAUCCUGCUCUUCAGGGAGCUCUCCAAGGUCAUAUGCGCUUAUGGUAGCAGAAUCCUUACAAUAGACGUGAGCAAGAAACAGAUGUACAGCAUGAAGCUGAAGGGUAUCUCGCUGUGCUUCUCCAUACUGAAGGCGGCGCUCUGCGGGAACUACGCCAACUUCGGAGUGUUCAGGCUUUACGGGGACGAGGCGCUGGACAACGCGCUCAAUAUGUUCGUCAAACUAUUGUUAAGUAUACCACAGAACGAUUUACUGGAUUAUCCGAAAUUGUCACAAACAUACUAUGUGUUACUGGAAAGAUUAGCACAGGAUCACAUGCCAUUCCUAGCGUCGCUACAACCUGAGGCUACGCUGUACAUACUCUGCUCGAUAUCAGAGGGACUGACCGCUUUAGACACGAGUGUGUGCACGGGGUGUUGCGCGACGCUCGACCAUAUAGUCACAUAUCUAUUUAAGCAAUUAGUACAGAAAUCAAGCAACAAAGUGAGCAACCCACGGCAGCCCCCGCCUGAGAGCAGCAAUAUGUUCAUCGAGGUGUUACAACGCCGACCAGAAAUCAUGCAGCAGCUGCUGGCCACAGUCCUGAACGUGAUAAUGUUCGAGGACUGCUGCAACCAGUGGUCGAUGUCGCGACCACUCCUGGGUCUGAUCCUGCUGAACGAGUCGCAGUUCGCACGGAUCAGGAGCGAGAUGAUCGCGCAGCAACCGCGAGACAAGCAAGCGCAGCUGGCCCAGUGGUUCAGCGGGUUGAUGCAGGGCAUCGAGCCCAACCUGCUCACCAAGAACCGCGACAGAUUCACACAAAAUCUCUCGAUGUUUCGACGAGACAUCAAUGACUUACUCAAGGGUACAGCUGUCAACACGAGUUCCUCCGUCAACGACAUGAUGACGUAACUAUAGGUGGUCGCGAGCUGUGUUGUAGGGUGUACUGCGGGUUUCAUACGAUAUUUAAAUUACGUCUUAUAGUGAAAAUAUUGUGAGCACCUCUGAAAAAUUACGUUCUAAUGUGAGUUCUCAGCGGUGAAGGAAAACAUCGUGAGGAAACCCACAUUCCCGAGAAAUGCUUUUUCGGAGGUAUGUGAGCUAACCUGUAUUGGGCUGGUUUCUUCGCGGGUUGGAAUGUCAGACAGGCAGUCGCUUCUGUAAAAAACUGGACAUGUCAAAUCAUCAGGUUAGGUAAGCGGACUCUGUGAAAAACGGGAUAAUUCUGAGGAGUUGACUUUCAGAUUAAUCGAUUAAUAUUAUGUUUCUGGGUUUAUUUUUUUUUUUGAGCAUAUGUCCUUUUCCCCAAAUGUUGUAUGUAACUCGCAGUGUUGCCAUUUUAUGAAUUUUAUGUCAUAGGAAUAUUUCAAGUUGUGUAUAUUAAAUGUUUUUGGAUAUCACAACUCGUAGGAGUUAAAACUUGGAGGCGAUAAGGGAGUUCCAAGUGAAGUUCCCAAAAAAAAUAAUAGAUGGCGUUCCUUUAACGUGAUAAUCGGGGUCGUGUAUAGGUUCAAGAUAAAUUAUGAAAUUCUGAUUACUAAAUAAACACAGAACUAAAGGUGACAAAAAAAGAUUUAUUUUUUCUAUUUAACUUAUUCAUGAAUUUUAUUAAAGAAAAAUGUAAUAAUAAGGGUGAAUAUCAAAAUGUGUCAAGUUUGGUGGCGAACUGUCAUAUAAUUUUUUCGUGAAAAAUUGGGGAAAUUGGGAAUUGAAAAAUUCCUUUUUCUUGAUCUUUUUCAUGUCGGAACCCAAUUUUUCACGAAAAAAUAAUAUAAAAUUUCGCCACCAAACUUGAAAUUUUGAGAUUCACCCAUAAGUCCGACAUUUUGUCACGUUCUAUGAUGUCACAGUGAGCAUUUUCAUACAAAUUCAAUUGUGAUUUCGUGUUUUGACGUUUAGAAAAAAGUAACUGAUUUGACUAGUUGGAAACUACCCUAUAGUGAAAUUGGCGCGCGGCGCGGUUGCCGUUUUGAGGUUACUUUAGUGAUAUUCUUCAACAAAACCACAAUUAAAAUUAAUCAAAUUAAUUCCGGGUAAUCUGCACCACAAUUUUAUACCACGAUUGAAACUAUGUAACGAAGUGUAAAACUGUAUGAGAUAGGCAAUACAUUAUCAAUUAAUUAUCCUAAUUUGUUUGUAUGAAACUUGACAUUGGUUGUAUGAGAUGUAAAUAGUUACUUUAAAUAUAAUAAAAUUGUGAUUUGUACAAAGUUA
This is a messenger RNA of Pectinophora gossypiella (pink bollworm), 4652 nucleotides long. RefSeq names its product exportin-7-A (gene Ranbp16). NCBI's taxonomy places the organism in Eukaryota, Metazoa, Arthropoda, Insecta, Lepidoptera, Gelechiidae. The record is from RefSeq and is a predicted model, not a curated record. The transcript is spliced from 25 exons. Bases 75 to 3350 code for a protein of 1091 amino acids. Gene Ontology annotation, molecular function: small GTPase binding; nuclear export signal receptor activity. Gene Ontology annotation, biological process: protein export from nucleus. Gene Ontology annotation, cellular component: cytoplasm; nuclear pore.